Trichomycterus rosablanca is the source of this 1626-nucleotide messenger RNA. It is a transcript of the gene sult6b1, whose product is annotated as sulfotransferase family, cytosolic, 6b, member 1. Gene Ontology annotation, biological process: sulfation. The record is from RefSeq and is a predicted model, not a curated record. The transcript is spliced from 7 exons. The coding region runs from base 100 to 999 and encodes 299 amino acids. Gene Ontology annotation, cellular component: cytoplasm. NCBI's taxonomy places the organism in Eukaryota, Metazoa, Chordata, Actinopteri, Siluriformes, Trichomycteridae. Gene Ontology annotation, molecular function: sulfotransferase activity.
GUGUAGGAGGGAAGCAUUUCACUCAGUGUGUGUUGAGUAAACACACACAUUUUGUAUUAAUACACCUAACUCUUAGAGACGAAGCAGUGCAGGUCCAAAAUGGCUGAGCAGACAUUUAAGGAAAAUAUAAAGUCACGCAUGGAGCAGGCCAAGAGCAUGAAGGACGAGGAUAAGCUGUACAAGAAAGAUGGGAUUUUUUACUCGACCAUCCUUAGCCCACCGGAAACCUUGGAGGCCAUGAAGAACUUCGAGGCACGGGAGGAUGACGUCAUGGUGGUGGCAUACCCAAAGUGUGGGUUCAACUGGAUGGUUGGGGUGAUGCGGAAAAUUACGACUGCUUGUGGGAUAACUCUCCCUGAAAGGCCUCCUCUGAUUGAGUUCCACCCUCCAGAAGCACAAAAGGCUGUAGCAGAGCUGAAAUCUCGGAGGUUUUUCGGGACCCACAUGCACCCUGAUAACAUUCCAGAGUCUUUCAAGACCAAGAAAACAAAGAUGUUGGUAAUUUUCCGAAAUCCCAAAGACACACUGGUCUCUUAUUACCAUUUCAUGAACAACAACCCAGUGCUGCCUAAAGCUGAGUCUUGGGACAAAUUCUUUUCUGACUUCAUGAGCGGUGCAGUGCCCUGGGGUUCCUACUUUGACCAUGCUGUCGCCUGGGAGAAACACAUUGAUGAUCCAGAUGUGAUGGUUCUGACCUAUGAGGAAUUAAAAGAGAACCUGCUGGAGGGUGUAAAAAAAGUUGCUGAGUUCUUUAGCUUUUCACUGACAGAGGAGCAGAUCAAAGACAUUGCUGAACAGAGCACAUUUAAGGCCAUGCAAGAGAGCUCCCAAACCUCUCACGGAGGAUUUAGCAAAGUGUUUUUCCGAAAAGGUGAGGUUGGAGACUGGAAAAACCACUUCAGUGAGGCCCAGAGUAAACAGAUGGAUGAAGAGUUUAAGAAGAAACUCUCGGGAACCAAACUGGGGGCCAAACUUAAAUACGACCUGUACUGUCAAUAAAUGAGAAACAAAUGAGCCCUUAAACCUCAGCAGAUAAGAAGACUAGGAAGGUUACAUUUUGAAGAGGUUAAGUGAAUUAGAAGGCAUUUUGUACUACCUGACUAAUAACCAAUUGUAUAAAAAUGCAGUGCUGUAAAGUAAAAGUAAAAGUAGUUGCCCUUUUUCUAACUGUAUAAGAGAAUUACUCGGGCGCCAGGCAGACAAAUGACAAUGUGAGCCUGAUGUGUGGGGAAUAGAAGUAUACAUGCAGAUGCAGAUCUGUUAAAGGUGACGUGUGCUAGGUGUCUCAGUCAGCUUCAACUUACAGACAGGUGACCUUACAGUCUCUGAUAGGAAUGGGAGUUUAUCAUUCGCCCAGUUAGUGAUUUGACAAAGUACCCACACAUCACCAUUUUUGACUGUUUGCGUCAUUACUGUAAAGAUAUGUAUAAGCUUUUGGACUGACAUAGAUCAUGAUCCCAAAACACAGGUGUGUGUUUUUUCUACAAAUCAAGAAGGAGGCAAUUGCUUUUUCAACACUGAACAUGGUACAUGUUUAGCUAUGAACUGUUCUUUGUUAACACUAUAGGACAAAACAGGAUAAAUCUAAACCUAAUUAAAACUGUUACCAUUGGAUGGUGCAAACAC